UCCCAUGUAUAAGAUACAAUAAUCAAUAUAAUAUAUCUACACACCAAACUGAACAUCAGUAUUAAUAUGACGAUACUGUACUCAGUCACAAACUGUAGUACGACUUUAAACACUGAACGACUGUAAGAACUUGUACCAAACACUCAGCCGCAAGAGGAUAAACAGAUGGAAAUAUUUGUCGCCACUUUUCCUCAUUUCUUACCUGCUUCCAUGUUACGACUCGCAUCUGUGUAUGUGGCAGCACACAUGAUGGCCUCGCAUCCGAACACAUAAGUUAGAAGAGAAGACGCCCUGUAAUAAGAGAGAAAGGCAGUGGUGUUGCCCGAUGGCGCAUGCUCAGAGGGUGCGUCACGUCUUCAGCAGUGUUGCGUGUUUAGCUUUGCUCUCAUGGGGCACCGUGUGUUUCCUCGCUUCACAUCACCAGCAGGAAUUUCAAAAUUUCGGAAACGUAGAGAGGAAAGUAACGUUUAAUUGGGCGAAUACAAAUGUGUACAACAGGAAUCCUGCUCAACGGCUGAAAAGAUUUCUUACGAAUCCUACCGUGUCCUGUAAAAAGUUGCGGAGCGUCGGGGGUAGAUCCUGCCUUGGAGCCUCCGACGGUGCCAAGCUGGUGUGCAUGGACGAGGGAGUGGCGCCGACGGCUCGGAAUUGUCUCGUGUAUUCGUUUGGGGUCGGCAACGACUUCACUUUCGAUGAACAGAUGCAGGAUUUCGGCUGCGAAGUCCACGCCUUCGAUCACGACGUAGACCAUGAAACGUACGACCACAGGAUUGGCCCGAGCGUCUUCUUCCACAAAUCAAGAAUCGGCUUUAAGACGGGAUACUUCAAGUUCUGCACGGAGAAUCCGUCUGGGAUAGAAUGCAAUCCCUUUAUCCGGUAUAAAACAUUCAAGGACAUACAGAGAUCUCUCGGGCAUGAAAUGCGUUACCUGGACUACUUGAAAAUGGACAUCGAAGGAGGAGAGUGGAUUGUGCUCGAUAACAUCAUCCGAACCACCAAUGUUCUGAACACCACUUCACAAAUCUCCUUAGAGAUCCACUUUGAUGAAAUACGAAAAGAAAGACCACUUGAAGAGAAGCGAAAAGACAUAGAAAGAUAUUUAGCUGUAUUUGAUGGCUUGGCUAAACUUGGAUUCCAAAUAAUGAAUUUUGAAGAGAACGAAAUGAACCCACAAUAUGCGACUGUAGAUGGAGUAACAUUUGCAGUUUAUGCUGAAAUUUUAUUAAUAAGAAGGGGUAUUUAAGAAUUCAAUUGAAAUUGCUAGUAGGUGUUAUUCAAUGAUUUAUUAAUAAAUGAAAUUUAAAUUACUCAAUACAUGAGUGUUUGUCUCUUUGUACCAGCCCAGAAUUAACCACUAAGUCAGAGCAAGUUAUUCAGGCACCAAUGGAAGGGUGCCUGAAUAACUUUUUUGUUUUAUAAUUUAAUUGAACUACUUUGUUCAUCAUUGCUCUGUUACACUCACUAGGGAGUGAGUGGAAGCAGUGGGUUGAUUAUGGCACCCUAGAUAAUUUUCAUCAUAAUUUCUCUUCUGUCUAAUCAUAAGGCAAUGUGGCCACUUCCCAGUUGCGUAGCUACUGGGGGCCAGUUAUCACCGCUCCUGGCCAGUUGAUGGAAGGGCCACUAGAGGUGCCUGUUAAUUCUGUUUGAUUUUAAAUGUUUUUGUACAGCCAUAUUUUUAACUAUAAGUAAAUGAAUGUAUUUUUGUCAUAUAUAAAUUUCAUCAAACCUAAAAAUUAAAGGAUACCCCCUGUAUUUUUUCUUGUUCCUAAUUUGUUUGUAUUUGUAUUUUAUCUACAUGUAUCCAGAUAUUUCUCUGUGAAAAGCUCUUGUGGUAUGAUAUUUGACACACCAAAACAUGUUUGACCUAUAAUAGAAAAUCCUCACUCUAAACAUUAUGCAAAACAGUGAUGAAAUCAAAGAAAUUGGAAUGUAUACUAUCCAGAUAUCAUAACAUUGGCAGGGCAUAUACUGCUGUUCUAUCUUCAUGGACAUGGCCACAUUGAUGACAAUGUGCAUAUGGCAUCGGUUAGCCUGCCGGGCCACUUGCAGUUGCAUAUCUGUACAAACUCGGAAUUUCAUUACAUCCCAAUAUCAUCCAUUCCUUUAAUAUAUAAACUGUUUAUCUUUCUUUGGAUGUCUCAAUAUGGAAUAAGUGCAGCCACCGAAACUGUGGUUAAUAUGCCGUAAUGAAGCCUGAAGUUAUACACAUAUAUAUAUAUAUAUAUAUAUAUAUAUAUAUAUAUAUAUAUAUAUGUGUUUGUGUAUUAUUUAAUCACCUUUAGUCUUUUCAGCUUUGUACUUGAAUGUUUUAGUGAUUAACCAUCUCUUUAUCAUCUUAUGCUUUCUUAUAAUAAAAGUUGACUAAUUAAGCACAAUGCCUUAAUUAUAUUAUCCAUAUUCAUAAUUGCCCUCUAACUAUAUCAUUAGUUUUCCUCAGCAAUGCAUCGACUUAGUAAUGUUAUAUGGAAAUGAAGGAAGGACCUACUCAAUCUCUGCAUAGAAUGUACAAUUCUUGUUCUUACAAUUCAACAUAAUCACAUAUAGGAAAAUGGGAAUUAAUUGGAAUUUAUGAUACAUCUUUUCUUAAUUUAAUAAAUUAUGUAAUCAAUAAAUCUCCUACAUAUGAAAUGUAAACAUAAUCUUUGAUUCUGUAUGUUAUUUUAUUUAAAACACAUUACACAUAAUAGUCUAGAAAAAUACAUCUUACACAUCCAAUUAUGUGAAUAUAUCUAGAAAAGCUUAUAUGCUUUAAUAUAGAUUCAGAUAUCCUCAUUGUUCAAUAAACAUAAGUUGGCCUCUAGUUCAUACAAAUAAAUUUUCUGCGUUUGUUAAUAAAAAUGUAUUCCCAAUAUAUAAAAAAAAAAUCAUCUGAAAAAAGUGCAGUACACUAGAAAAAAGUCAAACAUCAAUAUCAAGAUAUAAAUCAUUAAAAGCUCCUCUCUUGAAAUCUUUGCAGUCUGGAAAAAAUAGAAACAGAGAAGCCUUAUAAUGCCUCACACACAUAUGUAUAUGUGUGUGUGUGUGUGUGAGUGUAUAUAAACAUAUAUAAUAUAUAUAUAUAUAUAAAUAUAUAUAUAUAU
Messenger RNA from Penaeus chinensis, 3080 nucleotides. RefSeq lists its product as uncharacterized. The record is from RefSeq and is a predicted model, not a curated record. Lineage: Eukaryota; Metazoa; Arthropoda; Malacostraca; Decapoda; Penaeidae. The transcript is spliced from 6 exons. The coding region runs from base 326 to 1243 and encodes 305 amino acids.